AUGCAGCAGAAUCGCCCAGCUCAUGCACGACUGAAUAACUUCCACGGACAGAAGAAGCAGCUCCUAGGGCGCAAGGCCGGGAAUGCCCCCCCGGCCUGGAGGGGUACAGCGCCAGUUCCGACGUUUCCUGGUGCUGCAAAGGGCAAGCAAGUCGCCCAGAACGGGAGUCGGAUUUUCAUAAGUAAUCUCCCUCUGGAUGUCGUCGAGCAGGAAGUUGAGGACCUUUUCAAGAAGACCGUCGGACCGCUGAAGGAGGUCGUUCUCGUUUACAAUAACCAGGGGAAAUCGAAGGGACUGGCGAUUGUUUCGUUCCAGAAAACAACAGAUGCUGCUGUGGCUCGAACGAAGUAUCACGGCAAGAUUGUUGAUGGCCGACGUCCCAUCAAGGUUGAAAUCAUUGCUGAUAGUGAUUCACAGCCGUCACCUUCUACUCCCACUGCCCCGAGUCUAUUUUCGCGUCUCGCACCCCCGCCUCCCAAUUCUACAAUUAGUACUACAUUGGGUAGCCGUGUUGGCCCACAAGUGAAGGCUCCUGCAGCCCCGCUCAGCAACAAGGUCCCACCUACUGCACCCGGGUUGGGGACAGUACCAGCGAGACGCCGAGUCAAGAAAGGUCCCAGACGACUCAACAAACGCCCGGCAGCAGCCAAGUCGAAAGAGGAUUUGGACAAGGAGAUGGACGACUACCAGGCGUCUUCAUGA
This is a messenger RNA of Pleurotus ostreatus (oyster mushroom), 702 nucleotides long. RefSeq lists its product as uncharacterized. The coding region runs from base 1 to 702 and encodes 233 amino acids. The transcript is spliced from 4 exons. Gene Ontology annotation, cellular component: nucleus. Gene Ontology annotation, biological process: mRNA export from nucleus. Gene Ontology annotation, molecular function: mRNA binding. Lineage: Eukaryota; Fungi; Basidiomycota; Agaricomycetes; Agaricales; Pleurotaceae. The record is from RefSeq and is a predicted model, not a curated record.